This is a messenger RNA of Sitophilus oryzae (rice weevil), 781 nucleotides long. RefSeq names its product exosome complex component RRP46-like. Gene Ontology annotation, cellular component: cytoplasmic exosome (RNase complex); nuclear exosome (RNase complex); nucleolus. Gene Ontology annotation, biological process: U4 snRNA 3'-end processing; poly(A)-dependent snoRNA 3'-end processing; rRNA catabolic process. The coding region runs from base 119 to 757 and encodes 212 amino acids. Lineage: Eukaryota; Metazoa; Arthropoda; Insecta; Coleoptera; Curculionidae. The transcript is spliced from 4 exons. The record is from RefSeq and is a predicted model, not a curated record.
AUCACGUUUUGACGUUUAACAUAACCCUAUAAAAUUUCAAAUUUGUGUGUUUUCAAAUGGUUUUAUUUAAUAUUUAAUUUCUAAUUGUAUUUAUAACAUACAUUUAUUUAUAUUUGAUAUGGAGGUUAUUGAAUCGUUUGAGAACAAUUUAAAUCUAAAAUGCAAGCUGCAGGUUUUGUCUCGAGCCGAUGGAUCUGCUAUGUUUUCAGAAGGCCAAACUGUAGUUCUGUCUGCUAUCUACGGACCAGUCGAGGUAAAAAUGCAAAAGCUAUUAAUCGAAAAAGCUUCAGUUGAGUCUGUUUUUAAACCAAAAUCUGGCCUACCAGGAGUGUCAGAUAGAUACAAAGAAUAUCUUAUUAAAAAUAUCUGUGAAACAGCUUUAGCUUCAGCUCUAUAUCCCAGGACUGCGGUAUUAGUAAAUUUACAAGAAAUGCAGAAUCAAGGACAGUUGAUAUCGUGUGCUAUAAACGCUGUCUGCUUGGCCUGUUUGGAUUCAGGUAUAGAUAUGAAAUUUCUAUUUGGUGCCGUUUCGUACUUUUUAACAAAAGAAGAAGAGUUAACUCUUACGCCUCCCAUUAACGAAUCUUCGGUUAAAGCUAUGUUUGUAUUUGUUUUUAAUAAUACUAAAGGAGAUGUAAUUGCUUCCCAUACCGAGGGUAGAUUUAGUAUAGAUCAAUAUAAAACAGCCUUAGAUAUAUGCAGAGAUGAAGUGAAAAAAGUGUUUAUUUUCUUUAAGGAAACUUUGUUAGAUACAUAAUAAAAUUUUGGAUUAUAUUUGUAA